AUGACGUAUCCAACCGACUGCUUUGCCUCACUCGGUGACACUUUAUGUCCAUUGAAACAAAUGUCACCCUCUAUGACGAGGUCAUCGGAACGACCGGCCAACGUCGACAACAACGUUGUCUUACCCGACCCCGAUGUCCCUAGGAUCGCCAGAAACGAUCCAGCAGGCACACGAAUAUCAUCCAAUUCAUCGAGUAUCUUUGUCUUUUCAAACUUGCCAAUGAUAGGCAGCGGUAUCUUUCCAAUUGGCACAUUUGCAAACACUGAUAACUUUUUAAUCUCUACAUCAAAUGAUUUAGUACUAUUCCAUUCCACUUUUCAAAAAAAAAAGAAUAAUAGUUUAGAGUUAAUAGAUCUAUCGGAUAUCACAAUCACAGAAACCACCACAAUUCAAGAAUUGGUAGCAAUUUUAGAAAGGGUAGGAGGAAACAAUGAUGAGGCUAAAACCAUCACUACCAAAGCCAUAGAUGGUGAAUACAUUAUUGAUCACUCUGAAAAGGAUAUUGUUUCAUUGGGUAUUAGAGACGGAAUAGUCGCCAAGUUAAAAAAGAGAUCUAUCACACAACCAAGUCAAGAACAAAAAGGUCUUCCUGUACUACGAGAGAAGAGUGGUUCGUCGUCGUCGUCGUCAACAUCAUCAUCAUCCACACACAAAGCUUGCAAGCUCGUCGAGAAGGAAGAAUUUGUCAACGUCGCUUAUACUGACCAAUCGACCAAAUCCCCCAUCUGGGGGCUUACCAAGCCAGAUCAAACUCUGGCGUGGUAA
This is a messenger RNA of Cavenderia fasciculata, 765 nucleotides long. RefSeq lists its product as uncharacterized. Lineage: Eukaryota; Evosea; Eumycetozoa; Acytosteliales; Cavenderiaceae. The transcript is spliced from 3 exons. The coding region runs from base 1 to 765 and encodes 254 amino acids. The record is from RefSeq and is a predicted model, not a curated record.